Molecule: messenger RNA, 1742 nt
Organism: Salvia splendens (bonfire salvia)
Lineage: Eukaryota; Viridiplantae; Streptophyta; Magnoliopsida; Lamiales; Lamiaceae
Product: lysine histidine transporter 1
Exons: 8
Coding region: 123-1460 (445 amino acids)
Source: RefSeq, a predicted model, not a curated record
AGUCAAACUAAACGUCUCUCUCUCUCUCUCUCUCUCUCAACUGUAUUCGUAUGUAUAUAAGAGGCUGAAGAGUUGGAUAUUUCCAUACAUUGAUUUCUGCCAUCAAUUCUCUCUCUACAGCCAUGGGAACUGAAGGCACCGAUUACAACAAAAAUGUGGAUAAUAGGACUGCAGAACAGAAGGCCAUUGAUGAUUGGUUGCCAAUCACUUCUUCAAGAAAUGCAAAAUGGUGGUACUCAGCUUUUCACAAUGUCACAGCCAUGGUUGGAGCUGGAGUUCUCGGUCUCCCUUUCGCCAUGUCGGAACUAGGAUGGGGACCCGGAGUAGCAGUGAUGGUCAUAUCUUGGAUCAUUACCUUCUACACAUUGUGGCAGAUGGUUGAGAUGCAUGAAAUGGUACCUGGCAAGAGGUUCGAUAGAUAUCACGAGCUCGGACAGCAUGCUUUUGGAGAGAAGCUCGGGCUCUACAUCGUUGUGCCUCAGCAGCUAAUUGUUGAAGUUGGAGUGGACAUUGUCUACAUGGUCACAGGGGGGAAAUCACUCCAGAAAUUCCAUGACGUGGUCUGUGGUGAUAACUGCAAAAGCAUCAAGCUUACUUAUUUUAUAAUGAUCUUCGCCUCGGUGCAUUUUGUCCUCGCACAUCUUCCCAACCUCAACGCCAUUUCUGGAGUGUCAUUGGCUGCAGCAGUCAUGUCCUUAAGCUAUUCCACGAUUGCCUGGGGUGCUUCGCUGAAAAAGGGAGUUCAACCGAACGUGCAAUAUGGUUACAAAGCCACAACCACAGCUGGUACUGUUUUCAACUUUUUCAGUGCUUUGGGAGAGGUGGCUUUCGCCUAUGCAGGACACAAUGUUGUCCUGGAGAUUCAAGCCACCAUCCCUUCAACUCCGGAGAAGCCUUCCAAAGGACCCAUGUGGAAGGGAGUCAUCGUUGCUUACAUUGUUGUCGCCCUCUGCUACUUCCCUGUCGCCUUCAUUGGAUACUGGAUGUUUGGUAACGAAGUAUCAGACAACAUUUUGAUUUCAUUAAACAAACCAAAUUGGCUCAUCGCCAUGGCUAACAUGUUCGUUGUGAUACACGUUAUUGGAAGCUAUCAGAUAUACGCUAUGCCAGUUUUUGACAUGUUAGAGACAGUCCUAGUCAAGAAACUAAGAUUCAAGCCAACAUGGUAUCUGCGCUUCAUCACCAGAAACAUCUAUGUUGCAUUCACAAUGUUCGUUGGCAUUUCAUUCCCUUUCUUUGGUGGACUCCUUGGGUUCUUUGGAGGAUUUGCUUUCGCACCAACCACAUACUUCCUUCCUUGUAUCAUGUGGCUUGUUAUCUAUAAACCAAGGAGAUUCAGCUUAUCAUGGUUCACUAACUGGAUUUGCAUCAUUCUCGGAGUCCUUUUGAUGGUUAUAGCACCAAUUGGAGCACUAAGGCAAAUAAUACUACAAGCAAAGGACUACGAGUUCUACUCAUAAGCAUCUAGAGUGUUGAAUCUUGCUGGUUGAGAAGCUCGAUAAGUGGGAUUUUGGAUAGCAUAAAGUGAAGAAUCUUGGGGAAUUAAAAACAAAGAUGAAUGUGACAAAUUCUUCACGAGAGGACACCUGAUCGCCUCCAAAAAUUCAUUCCACUGCUUCCAAAUUGAUAUCUGAAUCUAUUGUGUGUAUAAACCUGUUUGCUGAUGUUCUAUUAUACUGCUUUUGUGAAUGGACGACCGUAUUAAAAUGAGAAUUUAAAUAUACAUUCAUAUGCUAGCAAAA